AUGUCGGCCACCUCAUCAUCUUCAUUCCCCCUCGCCACCGAGGACCCGUAUACAGGCGGUGGAAGCAGUUCAGCAGACACUAGCAUCGACAAUGACGGGGGUGCGUCCGGGUCUUCUGACGGUAGCAUGAGCCUCUCGCGUGGAGGUUUGGUCGCCAUCAUUGUUGUCGUCGUGGCUGUUGCCAUAAUCGGAGUCACUUCGGCAGUCUUGUUCUAUCUCGCCAAGAAGCGAGAGUGGAAGAUCCGCCAGAGCAUCCGGAAAUCUGCGAGAAGGGUGGUCAACGCCCUGACGCCCCGUCGCAGCGAGUUUCCCAAAUCCGCCAAAGAGGGCACUGCCAGCAACUCUCGUGGCCGUGUCCGCCUAGAUGAUGUCCCACCCACGCCGCGCUUGCCAGUCGAUUUGGAGAAAGGCUUUGCGAACUCCGACAAGAAGAAGUACAACUUCCAUCGGAAGUAG
Molecule: messenger RNA, 456 nt
Organism: Grosmannia clavigera kw1407
Lineage: Eukaryota; Fungi; Ascomycota; Sordariomycetes; Ophiostomatales; Ophiostomataceae
Exons: 2
Coding region: 1-456 (151 amino acids)
Source: RefSeq, a predicted model, not a curated record